Molecule: messenger RNA, 4666 nt
Organism: Vespula vulgaris
Lineage: Eukaryota; Metazoa; Arthropoda; Insecta; Hymenoptera; Vespidae
Gene: NLG-5
Product: neuroligin-4, Y-linked-like
Exons: 13
Coding region: 1406-4081 (891 amino acids)
Biological process (GO): neuron cell-cell adhesion; synaptic vesicle endocytosis; chemical synaptic transmission
Cellular component (GO): cell surface; postsynaptic membrane; synapse
Molecular function (GO): neurexin family protein binding; signaling receptor activity
Source: RefSeq, a predicted model, not a curated record
AUUUGCGACAGGAUUUACGUCGUUCUCGUAAUUACGAAUAAUUGAAUCGUUCUUUUCGCCGUGCACUUGCAAUUUUAUAUAUCAAUCGAUUACUAAGAUCGAGAUUUACAAGUUGUGAUAUGCGGGAAAACGCGAUAUCGUCGUGUACGUGAGAUAUACGUGAAAAUAAAACGAACGUUUAGGACGAACACGCGAUCUGUGACGUCAUUUCUUUUCCAACGGGUUUACGAGCAUUAUUUUCGCGAAAUCGUGAUAAAUUUGACGUCUGAAAGUUGUUCACUGUGUUGUGUAGUGCAAACGAGUUAGUUUCGUGACGAGACGUUUCGUAAUUAUUACGAUAAUCAGUCUCGUUUUAUGUUACGUGAUAUGGAAGCACGGUGGAGUGAGUGAGAUGGAUGACGAGUGGACAAAGGAUGGAGAUAACGUGUGUGAGAGAGAGAGAGAGAGAGAGAGAGAGAGAGAGAGAGAGAGAGAGAGAGAGAGAGAGAGAGAGAGAGAAGAGAGAAAACGAACGAGGACCGGCCAUACUUUUUUCUCGGGCGGUAAUGUAGUUUACGAGUACGUCGGUAAUGAGGCAGUUCGUGUCACUGAAUUUUCCGAGUGUUGCUAAACUCAAGGAAGCUGGAGGUUUUAAAGGAUUCGAGAGAGUUGAUUAACUAAUCUGAAGACAGCUAUCAUAGUGAGAAGGAGAAGCUGCCAUAACCAUGUGAUUUAUCGUCUUACGUGCCCGAACGAUCUCUCAGUCUACUUCUAUCAUCGUUUCACGUGCGAUCGCAGACACAUCCCUCAGUUCAACCCCUUUCUCGUUGUGGAAGGAAGCAGUUGAUUUAAGAUCAUCCUGAGAUUGCUCCUUCCAAAGAAAUAACGAUCGAGAAAGAGGGCUGACACGUUUCUGCUUAUCCGACACUGCCAAAGGGAAGAAUGAUGCCUUAAGAGUUCGUGCAAGAAAAAAAAAGGAAGGAAAGGGUAGGAAUAAGAAGAAGCAUCAACGUUGGCAUCAGCAACGAAAAAAAAGUAAGAAGAAAAAGAAGAAGAAGGAGGAGGAGGAGGAGGAGGAGGAGGAGGAGGAGGAGGAGGAGGAGGAAGAGGAGGAGGAGGAGGGAAACAUUGUCGGCAAACAAGAGAGCAACCAGUUGCCGAUAAGGGAAGAAACCACAAGGAAGAGUCGAGUAAAAGAGAAACUACGACUACGACCACUACGACUACUACGACGACUACGAAGAGUACGAGUACGACGACGACGACAACGACGACGACGACGACGACGACGACGACGAAGAAGAGGAAGAAGAGGAAGAAGAGGGGUGAGGAGAAAGAAGGAGGGAGUCGUUUCGUGUGGAGAACUUAGGGGGGGUCUCGGUUAUGCCACUGGCGUCGCUUCAGGUGGACGCCGGCAAAUGCUGUCAUGCUCCUGCCAUGCCAACCGGCGGCCAAAGAAAGGCCGCUGGUCACGCUGAGUACGAUUGGACGAAGUACGAGAGGAAAGUUUGCCAAUCGACUUGCCGAACGAUUUCUUUUCCUUCUAUUCUUAAUCCUACUUUUCUCAGCGGGCAACGAGAGGAUUCGUGCAAACGCUGCCACACGUUACGCAUCCAGAAUCGUCGAAACGAAAAGUGGACAAAUACGUGGUAUACUUCAGGAAUUUAACAGCAAACACUUGGAUCCAGUUGAAGUGUUUCGUGGGAUUCCAUACGCUGCACCACCAAUCGGAGAUCUAAGAUUUCGUGCACCAAUUUCACCAAUACCUUGGAACGGUGUGAAAUUGGCAGAAACUUAUGGUGCCGUUUGUCCCCAGAAUCAUCCAGACAUCGGCAACGAAACUGCUGCACUGUUGCAAAUGCCCCUUGGCAGAUAUCAGCAAUUGAAGCGUUUACUUGCAUUUUUGACCAAUCAGAGCGAGGACUGUCUCUUUCUGAAUUUGUAUAUACCUGGAAGCGGAUCGCUUGGUUUGGAAGCACCCUAUGCAGUUAUGGUUUAUGUGCACGGUGAAAGUUUCGAAUGGGGUUCAGGCAAUAUAUAUGAUGGAUCUGUAUUGGCUAGCGCCGGUCAUGUCAUAGUCAUUACGCUUAACUAUCGUUUAGGAAUAUUAGGAUUUCUUAGAACUCGUCCUUAUCCAGACAGAACGACAGGAUCAGGUGGAAACUUAGCAUUAAAGGACAUAGCAAUGGCUUUACGUUGGGUUCGUGAAAAUAUCGCUGCCUUUGGUGGUGACCCAACAAGAAUCACUUUAAUGGGCCAUGACACUGGUGCUGCCCUCGUCAAUCUUUUACUUCUUGCUCCUUAUGGUAAAGGUCUCUUUCAUCGCGUGGUAUUGUCGAGUGGCUCGGCUUUGAGCCCAUGGGCUUCCGUACACGAUCCAAACGAUCUAAGGAUCAAAGUUGCUGAACAAAUAGGUUGCCCUGCUGAGAACGACGAAGAUAUUGCUGAUUGUCUUCGAGGAGUAUCGUUGCAAGCUUUGAUGACUGUCGAGCUUCCUGAGAUCAGAUUCGUGCCCCGGAUAGGACCGGGUUUGCCCGUGGACCAAAACAAUCCUGAUCCAGGUCUCGACAUGGAAAGAGCCAGUGAUGCCUUUAUAAAGGUACCCUUGAUCCUAGGAGUAUCCAGUACAGAAUCCAAUCUCGACUUCAACGCGAAUGAUAUUCAGUAUGGCUUCGAGGAGGAUCAUAGAAAUCGGAUCUUACGUACCUUCAUUCGUAAUGCUUACGUUUAUCAUCUGAACGAGAUCUUUUCGGCAGUCAGGAACGAAUAUACAGAUUGGGACAAGCCAGUUCUACAUCCUAUUAUAAUACGUGAUUCGACGAUGGAAGCUCUUAGCGAUGGUCACACAGUGGCACCACUUAUGAGGAUUGCAUUUUAUCAUGCCAGAAGAGGAGCCAAGACUUAUUUUUAUCACUUCGAUUAUCAGACCAAGGACAGCGGUCAUCUCAAGCGUUUGGGUAGUGUACGUGGAGAGGACAUUCCAUAUAUUUUUGGAUUACCAUUGGUAGUAGGUGGUACUUUCUUCCCUCGUAAUUAUUCUCGACAAGAUCAGGGUGUCGCUGAAGCCGUCCUCACGUUUUUCACGAAUUUCGCAAAAACUGGAAACCCCAACGAGCCGCAUAAAAUCGAAUCCGUUGAUUAUGGUACACCUAAAGAGAAAACACGUUUUCGAGGUCUAACGUGGGAACAAUACGAGACUAGUACUCAAAAAUAUUUAACGAUAGCUUUGAAACCUAAGAUGAAGAGUCAUUAUCGUGGUCACAAAAUGGCUGUUUGGCUAAAUCUUAUUCCACAACUUCAUAGACCAGGUGACGAUGACGUUUCUAUGAGACAUCAUCAUUUUCGUGAAAGAGAAGAACACUAUUAUGCAGGUCCUGUUAGAGACGAAUGGUAUACGCCACUUCCUUUAACGGGCACAACAAAAAGUAGUGGAGGUUCUUCGACAACAGCUUGCAGUACGUCAACAGGUGACGAGACAGUAGGCGAAAAUAUUACACCAAUAUUAGAAGAAUCCGAAGAUGAUGCUGAAUUGCUUCAAAGAUUAGCCGCCUCUCGUCAUUAUUAUAGUACAACAACUGCAUUAGCUAUCACUGUUGGUGUUGGAUUGAUUCUACUCAUUUUAAACAUGCUCAUAUUCGCUGGUAUUUAUUAUCAACGUGAUCGUGACAAAAAGAGAGCUGCUAUGAAUUGUGCAUCGAAUGGACAAGAAUCUUUACCAAUGACCACAAGACCUGUCGCGAUAAAAACUACAGAAAAUACAAGUAGACCUAGUCAAGAGCCACCUCCAUCUUACACGACUCUAGCCAGAAGUCCUUCCGUUCAAGAGCAGCAACAACAACAGCAGCAACAGCAACAACAAUCAUCUCAUGGACAACAACAAGCAAUGAACGAAGACGGACAAAUGAAAGUAGACAACAAAACGGGACAACAGCAUCAACAACAGCAACAGCAACAGCAACAACAACAUGUUUCUGGUAAUGCUGUUCAUAAAGAUCCUAUACCACCAAAACCACCUGUCAGGACUACUAGUUCUCUCAGUACCACAUCUGGUAAUACGAAUACCAUUAAAAAACGAGUUCAGAUACAAGAGAUAUCUGUAUAGCAUUAGGGGUUGCCGCCAGAGGGCGGCACCAUCAAAUCAAAGAGGGUGACUUUCGUCGACUGUGAGACUACAACUCAGUCUAGAUUCUAAAAAAGAAAAAAAAAUAAUUACACACAAAAAUCAAACUAACGUCGGAUUAAAAAGAAAAAAGAACAACUGGUAUUGCCUUUUGAACACAUGGACAUCAAUUAAUCAAUCAAUAAAUCAAUCAAUCAAUUAAUCAAUCAAUCAAUCAAUCAUGAUUAUCUCUAGAAAAAAGAUAACGAAAGGAAAGAUCGUUUCGUAUCUUUCAGGACUGUGUUCUAAGAGUGUUCUUCUUUCGUUAAGGAUAACAAGGUGCAAGGAUGAAAAUCUGUAUGUAUGUAUGUAUGUAUGUAUGUAUGAAUGAAUUAUGUAAGUAUGUAUGCAUGAGAGAAAGAGAGAGAGAGAAAUAGUUUUUGAAAAUCAGUACCUUCGUCCGCGUACUAUGCCAUAAGGUGUACAUUUUACAUUGAAGUUUACUUCUAAACCAAAGAAAAAAAAAAAGAGAAAAUGAAAAAAAAAAAUAAUAAUAAUAAUAAUGUGGAACUCAAGUGAAAGAUUUGA